AUGAGCGCGUGGGAUAAAGUGAUUGACUACCAUAUCAAGGCCGACUGCGACCAAUGGUGCCACUAUGUCGAACGGCAUCUUCCGAAACUGUUUGAGACGCCAGAGGAAACGUCUGUGUACUUCACGCCGCCGUCCACGCCGACAAAGAAGCGUAUUGUUGAUGUGAAGAACGUGCUGCCUCGGAAGCAGCAGCCAACAAAGGUGCUACAGGAGAUUACCAACAGGAAGGAGACCUCUAAUUCGUACGUCAAGGACGAGCCUGCUGACGAGAUUCCUAGUCCCGAGUUCAGUCCUGUGAAACGGCGACGGACCGGAGUGUUGUGA
This is a messenger RNA of Ogataea philodendri, 324 nucleotides long. RefSeq lists its product as uncharacterized. The transcript has a single exon. The coding region runs from base 1 to 324 and encodes 107 amino acids. Lineage: Eukaryota; Fungi; Ascomycota; Pichiomycetes; Pichiales; Pichiaceae. The record is from RefSeq and is a predicted model, not a curated record.